AUGACAAUCCAGCAAAUGAACCAUAAACUUUUAAAAUCUUUCGAUAGCAUCGGCUCGGUAGAGAAGUAAUAUGAUGCGGCAUUGAUAUAUGGAACGAGUGACAACAGGAUGUAAGAGUAAUUGUAGAAUAAUUACUUCAACUACCCACGCUGGAAGGUUGAUGAGGGCUAGCCCUUUGAUAAUUAGUUAUUUGAGCCAAUUUUUCAAACACAUGACAACCGAGCAGAAAAAUAUCUGAAAAAGAAAGGCUAUUUAGACUAAUUCAUAACUCAUGACGACCAAUCAAAAUCAAGUGGGAAUUCUCAGGCCAAAAAGGCAUCUCAAGGUCAAUCAUCCGGAGAACAGCAGUAUCCUCUUAAGCAGACUAUACAGCAGAAAAUGAAUGAUAAUCAAUUCAACAAACAGCUUAUGUAGAGUUUCUUAGAUCGAAGAGCGAUCUUAAAUUUAAAAAAGAGGCAAACAAUUGCGAACCACCUUAUCGCAGGAUUUAGUACAAAAUCUAUCACUACCCCCAAUUCUCCCAGAGUCCAGCAAGUUAAGCAAAUUAAGCAUUCUGAUAAAUCCAACGGCUCAUAUGGGGGUGCUGAGUUAACAGCCCUCGAUGAGAUCAGAAUAGAUCCGGUCAAUGUGGCUCUUCUUAAUGAGAAAUUAGCAUAGUUCCAAUAAUAGUAAUUACUGUAACAACACCUGUAAUAAAAUCCUCAUUUAAACAUACCACAAACAUACGUUAAUUUGCCCUAAACUGGGGCUAAACAGAAAAUAGUUUUGCCUAAAGGAAUUAUCAAUUUCAGUGCAGCUUAAAGUAGAGGCCAUAGCAGUGGAGGCUCAAAAUCUGCAGAAAGAACUCAUCGUCGACAGGGAUAGAGUCAUGAGCCCAGAGAAGAAAGCCUAAGAAGAAAAAAGAAGGUGAUGUAAAUUAUCAGAAACUUUGAAAAUGACAAUUAAUAAUUAGACCUUCCUCAACAUACCUAAGCUCAGCCUUAAAUUCAGCCUAACCAUAGAGAAUUGAGCUUCUUAUUGAAAUCAAAGAUGAUGAAGCAUUAGGAUGUUGAAAUUCCUCAGAUUGGAGAUACCAAAGGGAAAGUCAUUAUACAUAAGCGUAUCACUAAGACUUUCCUAGGAAAAACACCUGAUCAGUCUCAAGAGAAAAUUAAAAUUUAACAGCCUCUAAGGUAAAGGGAUAAAAUUCCACAACCAUUAACAAGAGGUGAAUCUCCACUAAUGAGCGAUUUGAACUCCUACAUUAUGUUGAAGGAUCAUGAUGUUCCUCCUGGUUAAAUUAAUAGGCCUAUGCACUAGAUCGGACUUAACCCACCUACAAGUGACGAUCUCAUGUAGAAACUCUACAAAUUUUAGCAAUAGCAGUAGAAUCACUCUCUGAAUCCCAGUAAGAGCAGAGAAAGAAAGAGCAACCAUAAUUAGUUGCUUAUAAACCUAUAAAACUUCAAUUUUAAGCAUUCAAACCUCAUCAAUAAUAGUAGCAAUUAAAAUCAGAAAUCGAGAAGACCUAGUAACUCUGAUUAGAUAUGA
Molecule: messenger RNA, 1530 nt
Organism: Stylonychia lemnae
Lineage: Eukaryota; Ciliophora; Spirotrichea; Sporadotrichida; Oxytrichidae
Source: the annotation of a GenBank genome assembly